Myripristis murdjan (pinecone soldierfish) is the source of this 1461-nucleotide messenger RNA. Its product is annotated as nuclear receptor subfamily 0 group B member 1. Gene Ontology annotation, cellular component: nucleus; cytoplasm. Gene Ontology annotation, molecular function: transcription corepressor activity; transcription factor binding. The coding region runs from base 147 to 1094 and encodes 315 amino acids. The transcript has 2 exons. Gene Ontology annotation, biological process: negative regulation of transcription by RNA polymerase II. The record is from RefSeq and is a predicted model, not a curated record. NCBI's taxonomy places the organism in Eukaryota, Metazoa, Chordata, Actinopteri, Holocentriformes, Holocentridae.
CAGACGGGAGCUAAUAUAAACGUGCUGCCGUUCACGCGGGGCUAUCAGGGGCUAAGAAAACAGCGCAGCCUCUGUCACUGACCUGCGGUGCUUCAAAGAGACAGCGGGACGCGCCGAGCUCCGGCCCAUGUGAGCAGGCAGCGGCCAUGGCCACGCUGGAGGGCUGCCACUGCCGGGGAGCAGGCAGCCGAAAUAACAACAGCAUCCUCUACAACAUUUUGAAGAGUGACAGCCUUGCGACCACCGAGGAAAAACAUCAACAUCAACAUCAACAUCAACAUCAACAUCAACAUCAACAUCAACAGCAGCAUCAACAACAAACACUGCACCAAUUCUUGCACAGGACCUCCUCCCCCUCUUCCUCCUCCAUCUCGACCUCCGCCGCCUCUGCCCCAACUUCCUUGCGGGAGCUACGGCAACAGGCUUGCUCCUGCGGCUCGACGCGGCGCCGCGGCGUGCUCCGCUCCCCGCAGGUGACGUGUAAAGCGGCGUCGGCGGUGCUGGUGAAGACGCUGCGCUUUGUGAAGAACGUGCCGUGUUUCCGCGAGCUGCCCGAGGACGACCAGCUGAUGCUCGUGCGGAGCGGCUGGGCGCCUCUGCUCGUGCUGGGGCUCGCGCAGGACCGGGUGGAUUUCGAGACCACGGAGACGGCGGAGCCCAGCAUGCUGCAGCGCAUCCUCACGGGUUUACCGGACAGGCAGAGCGAGCUGCCUGCCGGGCAGAGCAGAGGGGCGGCCGGGGUCUCUCUCCUGGACAUCCAGGCUAUCAAAGCGUUCCUGAAGAAGUGCUGGACUCUAGAUAUCAGUACCAAGGAGUAUGCCUACCUGAAAGGAGCCGUGCUGUUCAACCCAGAUCUGGAGGGUUUGCGCUGUCUCCAUUAUAUCCAGUCUCUGCGUCGGGAGGCGCACCAGGCGCUCAACGAGCACGUCCGGCUCAUCCACCGUGAGGACACGACGCGUUUCGCCAAGCUUCUCAUAGCUUUGUCCAUGCUGCGGGCCAUCAGCCCCCCAGUGGUCGCUCAGCUCUUCUUCAAGCCCGUCAUAGGGGCCGUCAACAUGGAGGAAGUGCUGCUGGAGAUGUUCUAUGGGAAGUAGGUCACCUCCACAGUGGACUGAGGUUGAAAUCAGCGGAUUCAGCUGGGAGAGACAGACCACAAAGCAUCAAGCUCCUGUUGGUUUGAAGGAGACGAGUGAUGGAGGACUGUGACUGAAUUUAUAACUGCUGUUUGUGGUAGAACUUCAAGGACUGUAAAAUGGCAAACACAUGCAAGUGUGUGCAUGUUAGUGUGUGUGUGCAUGUCUGUGUGUGUGUGUGUUUGAGAGAGAGAGAGAGAGAGAGAGAGAGAGAGCAGGGUGAUGUGAUGAAAGAGAAAAAAAAAAUGGAGGAGCUGCUGGACUUCAUAACUUAUUGCUUUUUAUAUAAACUAUUUUUCUAUAAUAAAAAAAAAUCUCUGAACUGUUA